Molecule: messenger RNA, 2279 nt
Organism: Chelmon rostratus (copperband butterflyfish)
Lineage: Eukaryota; Metazoa; Chordata; Actinopteri; Chaetodontiformes; Chaetodontidae
Gene: eci1
Product: enoyl-CoA delta isomerase 1
Exons: 7
Coding region: 60-971 (303 amino acids)
Biological process (GO): fatty acid beta-oxidation
Cellular component (GO): mitochondrion
Molecular function (GO): enoyl-CoA hydratase activity
Source: RefSeq, a predicted model, not a curated record
UGUUGCUUCAGUCUUUGUCAGUAGUACGGCUCUCUGUCGAGGGUUCCGAGCAGGUCAACAUGGCUUUGAGAGCUGGACUGAGGAACAAGUGCGGCUUGUCAGGUCUUCUUUCCCAGUGGUUCUCCUGCAGCAAUCAUGGCAGAGUGUGUGUGUCCCCCUUCCUCGUCGCUCAGCAGAGGAACAAUUCCACCUCGCCUAAGAUCAAAGUGGAUUUUAACCAAAGCACAGGUGUGGCAUUGAUGUGCAUGCAGAGUCCACCGGUCAACAGCCUCAGCCUAGAUUUCCUCACAGAGUUCAGCAUCGCUGUGGAAAAGCUGGAGAUGGAUAAGACCUGCCGAGGCCUCAUCGUCACCUCGAGCCAGCCCAAGGUGUUCUCGGCCGGCCUGGACAUCAUGGAGAUGUACAGGAAGAGUCCAGAGCACUGUGGAGAGUUCUGGAAAGCCGUUCAGGAGAUGUGGCUGAAGCUCUACAGCUCCAACAUGGUCACCAUAGCUGCAAUCAAUGGUUCCAGUCCUGCAGGUGGCUGUCUGAUGUCUUUGGCGUGUGACUACAGGAUAAUGGCGGACAACCCUCGUUACACGAUCGGCCUUAAUGAGACGCAGCUCGGCAUUGUAGCACCAUUUUGGUUCAAGGACACCAUGAUGAACACAGUGGGCCACCGAACCACAGAGAUAGCCCUGGAGUUGGGGCUUCUCUACAAGCCCUCAGACGCCCUGACAGUAGGUCUAGUGGACCAGCUGGUACCCGAAGACCAGGUCCUCACCACAGCCACCCAGACUAUGACCAAGUGGUUAGCUAUUCCAGACCAUGCCAGACAGAUCACCAAGUCCAUGAUGAGGAAGCCCACCAUCGACAAGCUAACGUCCAACAGAGAGGCUGACAUCCAGAACUUUGUCAGCUUCAUCACCAAAGAGUCCAUUCAGAAGUCACUCGGCAUGUAUCUGGAGAUGCUUAAAAAGAGAAAGGGCUAGAGGAGACAGGGAAACAUAUACACACACAUAACAAUGACACACACACACACACAGUUGAAAACACGUCUGCCUUCAGUGUCUUCUGUUCAUUGAUGUCAGUUUUGCUAAGAUCUUCGAAUGCAGCUCUCUGCAGGUCAUCAUCAUAACAGUGUUCAACCAGGACACAGUAAAUAAAUGUUUAAAUUGACCGUACACUAAGCCCUGACCCCAACUGUUGCAAUGCCUGUCAAGCUUCCUUUCUCGCAUGGCACAAACACUGUUUACUAUAACGGUGGCACAUUAAAAUAUGCAGUCAUUUUUCAAAGAAUGAGUCAUGCAUUUGCUCAUGUCUGGUCAAGAACAGUGUGAAUUGUUGCCUAUAAUCACAAAUGUAAGAUAAUGCUAACGACAACACUGUUGUUGAUUGAAACUGACUAAUUUUAAAGCAGCACCCCAUAUAUGGGUCUUUAGUGUGCAUAUGAUGGCCAAAUAACAUGAUUUGAGGAUGAGGAAUACCCACUCUGUUUAACAAACGUAACACAAAAGCUAAAGUGUCCUGAACGUAAACUUCCUCAAACCACAAAAAGAGCCGUAGCCUGUUAGCCUGCACUCUGCUAUACUGGCAUAUUGGUUCCCACAUGGUGGAUGUUUCAGUCCUGCCGGUUUGUUUAUUUAUUUAUUUUUUUCAUUUUAACUUGCGACCCCACAGAAUAAUGUUGUUAUCAAAUGACAUGCUCCUUGGCUUGUCAUUAAUGUUAGUAGCGUUAGCUUAGUGCUGCAGUUAGCAAGCUAGUUAGCCGGACAUGCUAGCAAGUUAAGCCUACGUUAAAGCAGAUAAAGACACAAUUUAAUCCAUUCUAUACACAUUUGUUCAGGUGUUGUUGGUUUGGGGAAAGCAAAAGAAAGACACCACCCAUCACUUUUAUUCAGAGCAUCUCUCUCACUACAGCCUCAUGCACACUGCUUCCACAUGUUGACAAAUCCAAAGCUCCACAUACCUGCUGCGCCCAGUUUUGUUUGCUAAGCUAUGAUAGGACAACUGCUGUUGGGGGAGGGCUUUGGAGAAUGGUAAGUUGUCAUCACAGACAGGUCUUCAUCAUUUAAAGUGCCUGCCUUACUGUACCUUCAAGAGCCAUAACAUCUAAUGACAGUAAGCUUGAACAGCCCACAGUGGGUGACACCGCUGUCAUUUGUCAUUUUCUACCAGAUUUAUCCACAUUCGAUUUUUCUAACUGCACUGUAGCCAGAAAUGUAGAAAUGAAUGAUGUUAAUGUUAUUAAUGUUGUCAGUGGAUUAAUUGGUUUGAUUAAAGAAUGAAUUUGAAGGUAA